Molecule: messenger RNA, 3753 nt
Organism: Dimorphilus gyrociliatus
Lineage: Eukaryota; Metazoa; Annelida; Polychaeta; Dinophilidae
Source: the annotation of a GenBank genome assembly
ACAGGAUGUUGAUAACUUUUAGCGCAUGCGCAAUGCGUGGCUGAACGGGAAGGUAGCCUACGAAAUUUUUUAAAAUGGAUUUUCUUAAUAGCCUUUAGAUGUCUAGGCCCCGUUGGAAUAUUAGCUAAUCUUAAAUAAUUUCUUCAUAUUCUAUUCUAUGCAAAAAUAUUCUGGAAAUCUUUUCUCAUAAAAAGAAUAAGAAGACAAAAAAAUUAAGGUAAACUUGGUACAGGCAAUUAGGCAAUGCGCACGACUUUAUUUAAUCAACAGGUGAACGCAGUCGCUUUAAUUAUUGCAUGCCGCCUUUUCAACGCACGCCCGCCCGCAUGUUGUAAAGCUCUCUGUGAUGGAUGAAACAUAUAAUGAGCAAGUGUGCUGUAUAAACCCACCUGUUGAAACAAUAAUCAAAACAAAUAUGCCCUCAAACCCUAACGAUUCAAUCGUUAAAAGGAAACCGAUUGGUUUAGCAAUCGAUAAUGAAUCGUUCGAAAAAGUAAAUAAGCAUCGACGUAGUUCUGUGCCAACCACGCCCUCAGCUCCUGACAUCGUCAUAACGAGUGCAAUGAAUGGUGGAAACGACUCUUCGUCCGAGCAUGAACAACGCCGACCCAGAGCUAGAAGUUCAUCCGUCCAAGUUGCGAGCGAAGUGUCCAAUAUUGAGUUACGUGAAGAGCUUAUAGCUGCUCGCCAUGAAUUGGAACGACGAAUAGCGAAAAAUGAAGAAUUAGAACGGGUUCAAGAGCAAAUGAAUGGGGAAGUAACAGAGUUAACAGCCUCUCUAUUCGAGCAAGCAAAUAAAAUGGUUCAGGAAGCUAAUGUUAAAAGGAUGCAAACUGAAAAUGAACUAAAAGCCGCUAACAAUAAAAUAGAAAUGUUACAAGCCGAAGUCUCCGCCUUGAAAGCCCUCGUAAUUACUUCAACUCCAGCAACUCCAAAUAAACACUUACAUCCUCAAUUGGAUGCAUCAGCCCAAGCCUCUCAAAAACAGGCUACACCGAACAAAUUUGCCAAGAAAAGUGGUUUUGUCAAAACUCACCGAAGAUCGACAAGCCAUCAUCAAUUUACUCGUGAUGAAAUGUCAGCCGUUAAUAUUAACUUGAUUAAGCCUAGUUCAGAGGCAAAUAGAGAACAAAAUGCCAAUGAAGAAAAUCGUAACAAUGAAGAUUGGGGUAUCGAUCCAGUAUACUUUGAUGAGUUUAACAAUUGGAAAAAAUCUCCUAAAUUAGACGAUCGUAACACAUUUCUCGGUCGAAUUGCAGACGAAGAUAUUCUACCAUGUUUAGAUUUUGCAAACAAUAAAUUAUCUCAAAAUAUACACUGGGUAUGUUAUUAUUUAUAGAGAGGAAUGUUAAAUGAGAAUUUGAAAAAAAAGUAGAAUUGCAAUUGACUUUUGUUUUCCUUUCCUCCUUAGUCAAUUAAGAAAAACACGAUGGCAAUAGAACCAGUACCGGACAGAAAUCCCCUGCCCAGAAUGUGUUCGUUAACUGAAAGGAAUAAUAUUUGCAAAUACAGAGUUCGGUUAGGAGAUAACGAAGAAUGGCAUUAUGUUUCCAAAUUGGCUAGAAAUAGGAUAGCCGCCGUUGCUGAUUUCUACACUUACAUUCGUUAUAUAACAUUGGGCCUAGUGAAAAGUCAAGAUGCAGAAAUGUUUCAACAUGUAAUGAAACUCCGAAAGCAGAUGUGUGUUGCACGUUUAGGUUACACCAUUUAGAAACAGGCUUUAUUAUUAGAAUACUCACAUGUUUGUGCCAAAGUUUUUCUACUUAACUUCUUAUUUCAUGAGAUAAAAAGACAAAAUAUGAGCUUUGUUUCCUUUCACAAAAGAAUUAUUAACUAGAUUUUGCUAAAAUUUUCUAGUCGUAAUGGUGCGUAAUCUUAUUUUUUUAUCAAAAAGAAACAGCAUAAAUUACAAACAACAAUAUUUUUUAGAUAAACUAGAUAGAAUUUUGUAUGCUAGUAUUUACUUAAAACUUGCUUAACCAUUGGCAUAUUUAAAACAAAGUUAAUAGCACAUGUGUCGCAUUAUUGUCGAUUAAACCAUUGGACAAUUUCAACAUAAUGUACUAACCAAAAUUUUUACAUCUGCUCUAUUCAAAUUCGUAAUCGUGUGAAGUCUCUUGAGUAUGAUUAAUUAAUUGUUCUUUAUGUAAUCCAAUUGUACUUUUUAUUUCACUUUUUUUCAUGAAAAUUGAAGAGCCUUUUUACAUUAAAUAAUGUUAUCAUCCUGUUACGAAAGGUCUUAAUGAACUAUGUCGAACUUAAUGACUGCACUUUCCACCUUUUAUAUUACCUAAUCUUGCCGCUAUAUUCGACUUUCAUCUAGUUUUAAAAAGCAUUUAGAGAAAAAUUGCACAAAUUUCGAGAAAGCAUGUUAAUAAUGCUCUUCUUGGCAAGAUUCGGGCGUCUUCGAGUGCCUUCUAAAGUGCCAUCGAAUGAUCAUUCUGCUUCAUAAAAACAAGUUGGAAUUUCAAAGCGUUAAAGAUUUUGUGACUAAGCAAAUUAUCACCGUAUUCUUUGCCUUUGCAUGACAGGAUAAUUUCUCCCACCUAAAGAAAACGAUUCAAUUAGACUAUAUUAUAUAAUACAAAGAAUGGAAUUUAAUUAACAUUUUUUACCUCAUCGUUUAUUCCCAAACUCUCACUUAAAAAAAAGAAGAUAGACAUUCUACAUCCGUUUUAUAAGCAUAUCGACGUAUUAUCUAAGCUGAGUCAUGAUAUUUUCAAACUUUGAAUUACCCAAUAUAGAACAAAACAAUAACAAUAAAAGAACAAUACACUCAGGAAAUAAUAGAGAUAAGGAGCUAAAAGGAAAAAAAAAGCAACUUAUAAGUAAACAAAGAGACAGUAUAUUAUGAAUGUUAUUAAAUUAAUAAUAAAAAAUCUAUUCUAUGUAUUUAUUCUAUAGAAAUUAUGCUAAUUAGAUAAAUUUAUUUGCAGUCUUUUAAAGUAACAUAUAAGAAAGGGAAUCAAAAAAUAGAGAAUUGUAUUGCAGAGAAAACCAUAGUUAAUUUGACGCCUUGUAUAAGGAUUGGAGAUUCAAAAGAGGAAAUAUUCUUUAAGGCAAUGUCAGCUAUACAUAUAACUAAAGAUGAUAAGGAUAAUAGAUUGAUCAAAUUUGGGAUGCCAGUUAGUUUUCCUUCUCCUCUGUUUGAUAUAUUUUACAUAAAUAUAUAUAAAUAUCUGCGUCAUACAAACUAAAUAUAUAUUUAUUAUUAUAUUUUUUUUAUGAACAAAAUAGGAUAAUGAGUUCCAUCUUAAAUUUAAGAAUGAAAGAGAUGCUGAAAAUUUCUAUAAACUUGCCAUUAAAGGUUACAAUUACGUUUUCUUACGUUGCUGCCGAUAGUUGACUUAUUUCUUUUUUUUUUUCUGUCCUAUAUACUAUGUAAAAUACAGACUCCGGGCCGACUAUCACUUUUAGCUUUACCAAUCUUCGUGUAGCUUGCUUUGAUUUCUUCGGAGAGAUAAAGGAAUAAAGUAUUAGUUUCGCUGAUUCCUUCGAUAAAAUGACUGCAUUUCCAUGUUUUUAUUAGAAAACGAAUAUCCUAGAAUCACAUAUCAUCUUUUGGAAUCUUUGUACAUAGAGAACGUUGAAUUUUGAAAUCGAAUCUUUAAUGAAUAUCUUAAUUAUAAUAUAAAUGUUCUAAAAGCUAACUUAGAAAACAUAACAAUAAAAUCAGAAUGAAUAUAUGUUUAUUAUAAUAUUAAGCGUAUUUGUUUGGAAUUAUUACCCGAAAUUUAGAUAAUAACCCUACUU